This is a messenger RNA of Penicillium vulpinum, 1425 nucleotides long. RefSeq names its product HoxN/HupN/NixA family nickel/cobalt transporter. Gene Ontology annotation, cellular component: plasma membrane. Gene Ontology annotation, biological process: nickel cation transmembrane transport. Gene Ontology annotation, molecular function: nickel cation transmembrane transporter activity. NCBI's taxonomy places the organism in Eukaryota, Fungi, Ascomycota, Eurotiomycetes, Eurotiales, Aspergillaceae. Bases 1 to 1425 code for a protein of 474 amino acids. The transcript is spliced from 7 exons. The record is from RefSeq and is a predicted model, not a curated record.
AUGUCGGCAUUCAAUGAGCCUGCAGAUACAGACUCACGUCUAGAUAGCGACCGGAAAUGGAGUCUGCAACCUCUUCUUCGCAGCGCUGAGCGCUCGCAUAGCAAAAUGCCCGGUAUUAGGAAGAUUCCCCUUCGCGCUAUUGGAAUUAUUGCCUUUAUUGCGUUGUUGAAUAUUAUAGUUUGGGUGGCGGCGGCUAUUGUGUUGAGCUAUAAUCCUUCGCUGGUUUCUACAGCUGCUCUUGCCUAUUCUCUUGGAUUGAGACAUGCAUUCGAUGCAGAUCACAUUUCUGCUAUCGAUCUAAUGACUAGAAGACUUUUGGCAACGGGACAAAAGCCCGUUACUGUGGGAACUUUCUUCUCGCUUGGUCACUCAACCAUUGUGAUCAUCACAUCUAUUGUCGUCGCGGCUACAGCCGCAGCAGUCUCUGACCGCUUCGACAACUUCAGCACAGUCGGUGGAAUCAUUGGUACAUCCGUCAGCGCUGCCUUCCUGAUCCUGCUUGGUCUUAUGAAUGCGUACAUCUUGUAUAAGCUUGUGAAGCAGAUGCAAAAGGUCUUCAGUCUCCCUGAAGGCUGCGAAGAUGAAGCUUGGAAGGUCGAGGGUGGAGGAGUCCUUUUCUCGAUCUUGAAGAAAAUGUUCAAAUUGAUUGACCGUCCAUGGAAGAUGUAUCCCCUUGGAGUUCUGUUCGGUCUUGGCUUUGACACUUCCUCCGAAAUCGCUCUACUUGGAAUCUCAUCCAUCGAAGCAGCAAAGGGAACAUCCUUUUGGGUGAUUCUCAUUUUCCCAGCUCUAUUCACGGCUGGUAUGUGUCUCCUUGACACAAUCGAUGGAGCCCUGAUGUUCUCUCUCUACAUCCAGCCCGCGGCCAAUUUCCUCCCGCCAAAGCCAAACACCAUCUCAGACACCUCAUCAGCAGCCAGCGAUCCAGAUCUGCUCCCGCAAUCGCAAGGCAACCACCGCGACCCAAUCGCAUUCCUGUACUACUCAAUUGUGCUAACCACGCUAACCGUCAUUGUGGCGAUUAUCAUUGGCGUGAUCCAGCUACUCAGUCUCAUCCUGAACGUCACACAUGCCACAGGCAAAUUCUGGGACGGCGUUGAAGUCGCUGGUGAAUACUACGACGCUAUUGGCGGUGGUAUUUGCGGUUGCUUUAUUAUCUUUGGUGGCCUGAGCGUUGUAGUCUAUAAGCCAUGGCGCAGGUGGAUGGAUCAGCGGUAUGGGAAGAAUGUCGUUAAUGAUGUGGAGAGAUAUAGAGAUGACGAUGAUUCUCCUGCUGAUACCCCUGGCGGUGGUAUCAUCGUGACUGAGACCACUAGUCGUACUCAGCAGGACGGUACAAUUACUGAGGUUGUUGGGAAGGGGGGCUCGUCUCACAUUGCUAUUAAGGAGACCCGUGAGCCGAGACUUGAGGACCACAUCGUGUAA